AUGUUUGUUAAUAAAAUAUUGAAAAAACAGAAAUUUAAAAAGGAUGCGUGCAAAGUGAAUGAAAUUGCAGAAAUUAGAAAUUAUAAGUUAUCUUGUCCACCGCGGCCAUCAGGCACGUGCGGUUGCCAACCACAGAUACCGAGCUACAAAAAUAUUAUGCCACCUCCAGCUUCGUGUCGAAAGGUAGAUAUACCACCCAACCCAUGUGUACCGCGAUAUCAUCAUGGCAAGGAUACAUGGAAGAAAUAUAAAUAUUUCGCCCUAUUCGUCUGUUUUCCACUCAUACUAAUACAAACCCUACAUGUUUUGGGACACAAAUCACCACCCAAGGAAGCCUGUUUGGAUUAUGAAUACAUGCGCAGACGCACUAAAAGAUUUCCAUGGGGAGACGGAAUCCAGUCUCUUUUACACAACGAGCGUGUGAAUCACCUUCCUGGAGAAUGCGAACCUCCUCCACUGGAAUGCGAUUAG
Parnassius mnemosyne (clouded apollo) is the source of this 471-nucleotide messenger RNA. The record is from the annotation of a GenBank genome assembly. Lineage: Eukaryota; Metazoa; Arthropoda; Insecta; Lepidoptera; Papilionidae.